This is a messenger RNA of Amoebophrya sp. A25, 284 nucleotides long. The record is from the annotation of a GenBank genome assembly. NCBI's taxonomy places the organism in Eukaryota, Dinophyceae, Syndiniales, Amoebophryaceae.
UAUGAUACAGGCUUGAUCAUACAAGAGGACAGCUGCGAAGAUGAUGAAAGUGCACAACAAGCACUAGAUGAACAGCUGCAGACUACUACGAGAACGAGCAGCACCAGUGGCACUACUACUAGUACAACAAUCAACACAAGAGAGAAAAAGAAUCUGAAAGUGAUGAAUACAGAAGGGGUUGUGUGGUGGAUAAGGGAGCACUGUGAAGGGCAUUUGUUUGCUUUCAAAGAGAGGUUCGAAUUCGAUACGGCCACCGGAUCAAGAUCAACGACUGCGACGCUGAC